Molecule: messenger RNA, 396 nt
Organism: Patella vulgata (common limpet)
Lineage: Eukaryota; Metazoa; Mollusca; Gastropoda; Patellidae
Product: histone-lysine N-methyltransferase set-1-like
Exons: 3
Coding region: 1-396 (131 amino acids)
Molecular function (GO): protein binding
Source: RefSeq, a predicted model, not a curated record
AUGACUUCAGGACGAGGUGUACGUACAAGAACCCCAAUAUUGCUUGGAGAAGAAAUUUGCGAAUAUGUGGGGGAACUUAUCUCCGGUGAAGAAGGAGAGAAGAGGGAGAAGGAGGUCGAAAGUGUUUUUCGGUUUUUUUUUCAACAUUCGGGAAAGGAAUGGUGCAUGGACGCCACCAAAGAACCUGAGAGAGAUGAAGAAAGUUUUGGUCGCCUUGUCAACCACGGAAGAAAAGAGGAGCAGAAUGCAAGAAUGAAAGUGAAGGUGGAUGGAAGUGGAACUCCACGCCUAAUGUUAUGUGCCAUCAGAAACACCCAACCAGGGGAGGAAAUAUUGUAUGAUUACGGGCUAAAGGAGCUUCCUUGGAUGGAAAUCAGAAUAUCUCUUGGAACUUAG